CUUCAACCUUAAGCAAUGGCCGCCCCGCUGACCAGCCAGCCCCCUGACGCUGAGCUUCCCCUCGACAAGUACGCGCCACCGCCGCAUGGAUAUUCGGAGCAGUCCCAUGGUGUCUUCCACUGGGACAUCACCAGCUACCACACCAUGCUCCGCCAGUCGCAGCUCUACGCCGAGCUGUAUUCGAAGGAGUUUGCCCUAGCCGGCUUCGACUGGAGCAUGACCCUGAACCUCUCCAGCUCAUACCGCGGCGAGUUCAUCGGCCUGCACGUCCACUGCAAGACCGCCGACACCAUGCCUGAAGACUGGGAGCAGUGCAUCAUCUACUCGAUACGGUUCGAAAACCCCGCCGACCCAAGCAGCAGCGAGGGUGUGCAGCAGAGGUACCGCCUGUCAAGGGAGUAUGCCAGCCUCGACAUCCCACACGCAUUCCUCCGCAGAACCCUCAAGGAGAAAAAGAUCUACAACAAUGUGCCGGUGAUCCAGAACAACAAGCUGCGUAUCUCCGUGUACAUGCGCGCCAUUAGCGACCCCACGCGCAUGCUGUGGCACGAUUUCAGCAAAACCUACAACUCGCUUGUGAGGACCGGAUAUGUCGGGCUAGAGAACCAUCUCCCGUACAAGUCCAUGACUGCCUUGCUGCUGACGCUGUAUCAGAUUAAGCCCUUGCGCGAGGCCAUUGCGUCCAUCAGGGGCAAGGAUCCGAUCCGCGACGAGUCGUUCCACAUAUGGGGCAUGAUGCGGCCAAAAAACGGCAACGGUCUCUCCCGCGAAAUUGCCGAGGUCUACCACAGGCUAGGCUCCACACGCCCCACCACGCACAUAUACGAAAUGUCCAAGGCCAUAACCCGUCUCGGCUACAUUGCCGGAUACUACAUCCCCCUGGGCCAUGUGGCUGCCGUCGUCCUCGAGCGCGUUGUGCGCGAAAUCGGCAUGGUGGUCGACAACAGGCACCUGCUGCCGAUGAUGUGCGGGCUAAAGCAGACCACCACCAUACGGAUAGCCGACAGGACAUCAAUGCUCGAGAUUUUCGAUGCCGUGGUCGACGAAGAUGAGGAGGAGCCCGAGCUGGCCAUGGUCAACCCGCUUAUUCUGGACAUCAGCGGGUGCUACGAUGUGAAAUCGGUACUGCGCAAGCACUUUUCCCUCCACGUCGUCAAGACAAACCAGCAGCCUAUUUUCACCGUCAUCCAGAUCCACAACAGCGUCAGGAGAGUGGAGGUCCUGGAACUACCGACAGUUCUGUUUAUCAACUUUGAGCGGUUCACCAAGCCGUUUCGGCCCAUCACUAUAUACAAGACCGACGCGCUGGUGACAUUUGAAGAGACGCUGGACAUGGCCGAGGAAAGCGGGAGCCCAACUAAGUAUACACUGUUUGCCGUGAUGGUCCAUGUCGGCGAGGGGAUGCGAGGAACACAUGCGAGCUUCAUGCGCCCAAAGAUGGACCAGUGGUUUGUGUUCGAGGAUGAUUUGGUAUUCCCUGUGCAUCAUGAUGUGGUGUUUGAUCGAGUCGAUGUAAACCAGUAUCUGUCUACGAUCGUUGACACUGACCGCCCAAGGAAGAUCCUUAGCGCAAAACGGUUCAGAAACACGUAUAUGCUUGUUUAUAUUCGAGACGACCAGAUCGACUAUGUUCUGGGUCUCUAGGGGUAUUAAUUUGAAUAUUAGCUACUAUUAGGAUGGCAGGAGAGAGAUGUAUGCGUAUACAAUAUUUGGCCUGCAACCAAGGAUCAGAGGGAGGGAAAAGGCUGCUGAGACGCAAGAUAUAUGUGGCAUUUGUAGUCUGCAGCAGCAGUAUUGCUACAUUUUGUGUUGUGUUUCUAACUGGCCAUCAUAGAGUUUGAAAAGUACCCGAUAUCCAGAGAGGAGUGGCCAGUGCCAAUUAUAGAACUGACAGCCAUGUUUGUAGUUAGGCAUAUGCCCAGUCCACAAAUCACCAAUACAGUCAGCUCAGCCUUCAAACUCAUUUUCGUGAUUAUAAACUAUGUGGUGUAUGUUUACCCGAGAAAAAAGUG
Molecule: messenger RNA, 2012 nt
Organism: Linderina pennispora
Lineage: Eukaryota; Fungi; Kickxellomycota; Kickxellomycetes; Kickxellales; Kickxellaceae
Product: cysteine proteinase
Exons: 2
Coding region: 16-1644 (542 amino acids)
Biological process (GO): protein deubiquitination
Cellular component (GO): cytosol; nucleus
Molecular function (GO): cysteine-type endopeptidase activity; protein binding; cysteine-type deubiquitinase activity
Source: RefSeq, a predicted model, not a curated record